Syngnathoides biaculeatus (alligator pipefish) is the source of this 1885-nucleotide messenger RNA. RefSeq names its product inositol-trisphosphate 3-kinase A (gene itpka). Gene Ontology annotation, molecular function: inositol-1,4,5-trisphosphate 3-kinase activity; inositol tetrakisphosphate kinase activity. Lineage: Eukaryota; Metazoa; Chordata; Actinopteri; Syngnathiformes; Syngnathidae. Gene Ontology annotation, biological process: inositol phosphate biosynthetic process. The transcript has 8 exons. The coding region runs from base 215 to 1354 and encodes 379 amino acids. Gene Ontology annotation, cellular component: cytoplasm; nucleus. The record is from RefSeq and is a predicted model, not a curated record.
UCUUAAAGGGCCACACGGACGGACGACACUGUGACACCUUGCUCGGCCCACCGUGGACACGAUAUUGACAUGUGCCCACAUGUCAAUAUAGUGUCGUGUACACUUUUGCUGUUUGGGUCACUCCUCAACUGGUGAACAGAGAUUCCCACAGAGUUGCGAUGAACUCCCACAGUGGACCCCGCGAAUCGAACCAGCGGGCGCAAACCGAACUGUGAUGGACGCACCCCGGGUACCGCAGGUGACCAUCACCCCGGACGGGGGCGGCUUCUCUCGGGAGAUGCGGCAGGAGGACUGGGUGGAAGGCGAGAAGGUGGACAGCAGCCUGCGCAGAAAGCUCUCCACCUCCUCCGUCUCCUCCACCGGCUCCUCCGCGGUGGAAUCGGAGGAUGACCUGCUGAGCGACAACGAGAGCAAAAGUAAAGGCAUCAUCACUCUGGAGCCCCUCGUGGACACCGGAGAGAACAAGCCAUGGUGGAAGUUGAAGACCAUCGUGCACUGGCCCUUCAGCGCCGUCCAGAGAAGAAAGCUAAACUGGGUGCAGCUCGCUGGUCAUAAAGGCAACUUUAAAGCGGCAGACGAGGGCAGCAUUCUGAAGAAGUUCUCCGAAAACGAGGUGCAGUGCUUCGAGAGGCUGAAGGGUGACGCCCUGCUGCCGUUCGUGCCCAUUUACCACGGCGUGGUGGAGAGGGACGGGGAGUCUUUCAUCCACAUGGCUGACCUGCUGGUGGCCUUUGAGCUUCCAAAUGUCAUGGACUGCAAGAUGGGAGUGAGAACCUACUUGGAGGAAGAACUGGUUCGAGCGCGGGAGCGGCCCAAGCCGAGGGAGGACCUGUACAAGAAGAUGGUGGCAGUGGACAGCGAAGGCCCGACCCCCCAAGAGCACUUCCAGUGUGGCGUCACCAAGCCUCGCUACAUGCAGUGGAGGGAAAGCCUCAGCUCCAGCAAAACCAUGGGCUUCAGGAUAGACGGCAUUAAGAAAUGCGACGGCACAUGUCGGACCGACUUCAAGAAAACCAGGUCGGAGCAGGAUGUCAUGGAGUUGUUCAAGGAUUUUGUCGGAGGCGACGUCAACAUUAUAAAGUCGUACCUGAGCAGAUUGCUGGAGAUCCAACAGGCGCUGAAAAAGUCAGAGUUCUUCAAGAGGCAUGAGAUCAUCGGCACUUCUCUGCUUUUCAUCCACGACCACACCGGCAACGCUCAGGUGUGGAUUAUCGACUUCGGAAAGACCACGGCGCUGCCCGAGGGCCACGCGUUGAAGCACGACGUCCCCUGGCGAGAGGGCAACCGCGAGGACGGGUACCUUUUGGGCCUGCAAAACCUCAUCCGCACCCUGGAGGCCGUGAGCAGUGAAUGAGGCUGCCUCGGACAUGGGGGGGGGGGGGUCAAAGGUCGCCGGGCAUUUGAUGAGCAAUGAAAGUGGAACAAGAGGUUUUUUUUGGGAAGGAAAGCAGGAGUGUGGACAGAAAUAUUGGGACACCUGGUCAUUGCGCAUCCACUGACAAAACACAAAGUUGGAAGUAUUUUCCUCAACGGCUGUUAAGGCAACUAAGGAGAUUGCGUCGUUGAUUAUUAAAAGUCUGUGGCAAUAAUUUUGCAAGUAUAGUUUACCAACAUCUUAGCUUGGGCUUUCUACAUUGAUCUAAGUGACUCGUUUAUGCAAAUUGCCACAAAGGUCACUCAGCAAACAUUGCGACACUUUCACUUCAGCCUUUCAUAACACAAAAAAUACAAACGUUUGCUGUUCAUUUGAAUAUGUGAAGGGAAUCAACUUUUUUUUUUAAUUCCUUUACUGUAACGGUAAUUUAAUAUUAUGGGCAACAUGAGUUAUGACCGUGACCGUUUGUUUCUACGGAGCUGCAGUGGCGUGCGAAGGGGGGUGGGGGGG